Molecule: messenger RNA, 9122 nt
Organism: Myxocyprinus asiaticus (Chinese sucker)
Lineage: Eukaryota; Metazoa; Chordata; Actinopteri; Cypriniformes; Catostomidae
Product: GRB10-interacting GYF protein 1-like
Exons: 26
Coding region: 792-3875 (1027 amino acids)
Biological process (GO): insulin-like growth factor receptor signaling pathway
Molecular function (GO): protein binding
Source: RefSeq, a predicted model, not a curated record
CAACAAGAGCGUACAGACAUCAACACGCAGCGACCAUUGGAGAGAGAGAGAGAGAGAGAGAGAGAGAGAGAGUAAAAACAGUGAAAACGGAACGCGAUUCACGAGGAGUAGCACAUAACACAAGCAACUGCACAUGCAUCCAAAGUCAAUGUCGUAGAGUUUGACAGGGUGACUGGACAGUAAAAAUUGCCUUCGACAGCUCCAGAUACGAUAAAGAAGGGAGAGGGAUUGUUUGGAGUGAGGAGGGGGUCACCAGCUGGGGCCUGGUCCACACAGCUUUGCCAGUACAACGGAAAGAUAAAGAAACACACACUCAAACACGCAGAGAAGGAGAGCAAAAGUUUAGGGAGUCAUAACUGCUUCUUGCAACUGUAUUAUCAACAAAUUAGUUUAGUCUCGUUUUUGUCUGUUUUGUUUCAUUACCUACAGUCAAAUCGACUGUAGACGUCACGUCAGUAUCAAACUCUGCAGUUAUUGCAGUCACACAGGUAUUACUCAUUUUUGGGGGUUUAAUUUAAUGUUUUUGGAUUCUGUUUGUUUGUUUUCAACGGCUGUGAACAGGAGAUCUCUUACACCACAUUUGACCUGUAGGAUUUUUGCCCUCCUGCACACACGCCCUGAAUUAAGGCAGCUAUAUACUUCAUAUAUCUUAAGUUGGAAAUUCUGAAACGCACACACAUACACACAAACAUACACACUUAUUGCCCCUCUCACCCAAACCUGGUCCAGCCUGAUCUUGCCUGCGCCGCUCCCCUGGACAGGACUUUCACCUCUGAGAAGGAAGGAAGAAUAUGACUGCUGAAACACUUAACUUCGGCCCAGAAUGGCUCCGUGCACUUUCCAGUGGAGGCAGUGUGUCUUCCCCUCCUGCCUCUCCUGCUAUGCCAAAGUACAAGCUGGCAGAGUACCGUUAUGGCCGAGAGGAGAUGCUAGCACUUUAUGUCAAAGACAACAAGGUCCCUGAAGAAAUGCAGGAUAAGGAGUUUGCUGCUAUUCUGCAGGAUGAGCCUCAACAGCCGCUGGCACUGUUGCCUCUCACUGAAGAGGAGCAGAGGAACUUUUCCAUGUCUGUCAACAGUGUGGCAGUGCUGAGGCUUAUGGGUAAAGGGGGCGGGGCUGUCCCGGCUGGGGUGAACCGAGGCAGAGGCAGUGUGCGAGGUGGCCGGGGGCGAGGAAGAGGAGAGGGAGGAUUCUACCAAAGAACCAGUGAGGAAGGAGAGGGUGGGUUUGGUCGUAGUGUUCGAGAGAUCCAUCGUAGCCAGAGCUGGGAUGACAGAGGUGAGAGGCGUUUUGAGAAACCACUAAGGAGGGAUGGUGUGCGGCUAGGAUUUGAGGAAACGUGUCCUACUGUAAGAAAGGAGUUCAUGCGCUCUGACAGUGACAAUUGGCGCACGCUGAGAGAGGAGCAGGAGGAGGAGGACACUGGAGAGACUGGAGGCAGCUGGAGACUCACUGGCUCACGAAAAGAUGGUACAGACGGUGGGCCUCGCUCAGCUGGUUGGAGGGAACUUGGCACUCCGGGUGAAGUUCGCCGCAGGAAGUUUGACUUUGACUUCCGGGAUGGAGGGAAUGAAGGAGGCAGAAGAAGAGCAGGAAGUGAAGGAGCAGAGGAGGAGAGAGAUGGUCUGCCAGAGUGGUGCACAGAUGAGGAAGAUGGAGAAAUGGGAACUUUUGAUUCCUCUGGAGCGUUUAUGUCUAUCAAGAAGGGCCCAAAAGACCCCAUUCCAGAAGAAGACUUUGAGUUCCAGGGAUUGGAGGAUGAGGAAGAGGAUGGCACUAAUCAAGAGAAGAAGAACGACAGUGGUGCAGAAAAAAGUGAGAAAGAUGAGAUAGAAUCUGCUUCUGUGUCUGAAACUGAAGUGAAGCUCAUCUCUUUUUCCCCUCCACCCUCUCUCCCUCCUCCUCUUCCUGCACCUGUCCCUGAGUUUUUGCCUUCUGCUGCCCCUUCUGGCCUGGAGGAGCCUCAGCCUGUCCCUUCCAUUCCCAACAAACUACCAAGUGAAGUGUUAUCAGAGGCCAUGUUAGAUUUGAGCCCCAGUGCCGCCUCCAGUCUGCCUCCUUCACCUCCCUCCUCUUCCUCUGCUGCUAUUAACCUCCCACCACUGGGGGGCGACAUUGAGGAUGAUGAGGGCAUGAAGCACCUGCAACAGGAGGCAGAGAAGAUGGUAGCAGCACUCCAGGACACAUCUCUAGAAGAAGAGUGUUUCACUCAGACUCUUCAGGAGAGCAGAAACACAGCCUCUGCUCUUCCUCUCUCCCAUGACUCCGCUAUGAAAUGGUUUUACAAAGACCCGCAAGGAGAGAUUCAGGGUCCAUUCAGUACAGUGGAGAUGUGUGAAUGGUUUCAGGCAGGGUAUUUCACCAUGAACCUGCUUGUGAAGCGUGGUUGUGAUGAGGGAUUUCAACCACUGGGGGAAGUCAUUAAGAUGUGGGGGCGUGUGCCAUUUGCCCCCGGUCCCUCCCCUCCGCCCCUCCUGGUGAGGAAUCAAGCCCUCCCUCGCCCUCAACCACCCCGGGGGGCAAUCGGUAAUAUGGAUCAGGAGCGGUUGAAAAAGCAGCAGGAAUUAGCUGCUGCUUCAGCUCUUUACCAGCAACUCCAGCAACAGCAGCUGUUCCAGCUCAUCAACAGAUGUGGAGAGCAGAGUGGAAUGCCUUCAAUGAACAGGUCGAUGUCAGUGCCAGAUACAGGGUCCUUGUGGGACAUGCAUACCUCAGCCUCACAGCCAGCAGGAGCAGGUGGUGAGGCCAGUCUAUGGGACUUAAUGAAUUGUUCAUCUCAGGGUCCAAUUCUUGAACAGCUUCAGAAGCUGCAUGAGAGAAGAGAAGCUGAACUCAGGGCCAAGCGUGAGGAAGAGGAAAGGAAACGGAGGGAUGAAAAAAGGCGAGAAGAGCAAAAAAGGAGGGAGGAAGAGGAGCUUUACAGGCGCAAGCAGCAGCAAGAGUUGCUGAUGAAAUUGCUCCAGCAGGUUCCACGUCAGGGGUCGUCAGGCUCCGGGUCCAGCUGGAGUGGAGGACCCAUCCCUGGGCUGGGGAAGCAGACCAAGCCCCUCAACCUCCUAGAGGUCCAGCAGGAGGCCGAGAGAAUGCACAAACAACAGCACAGAGUCCAGCAACAGCAGAGGUGGGGUGAUGCUUCUGCAAUGUGGGGAGCUGGACCUUUGGAUGGAAAGGUGGGUGGUGGUGGCAGUCCUUCAGGAGGAGGUAUGGGCGUCUGGGACGAGGCCCUCAAGAACCAGAGUGCUCUCCGAAACAACAUGGGGCUGAAGAACAGCCGCAGCAGUCCCUCACUGAGUGAGCAGUACAUGAUGAGGGGCCGUAAGCGCACUGAUGAAGAGGAUCGUCUGUUGAAGCUCCUGCAGGGGAUGAAGUCUCAGGAUGGCUUCACUACCUGGUGUGAACAGAUGCUGCAUGCACUCAACACCUCUGCCAAUAACUCCUCUUCCCAGGAUGUGCCCACCAUUGUGGCGUACCUGAAGGAGGUGGAGUCUCCGUACGAGGUGUUGAACUUUAUCUGCUCUUACCUGGGUGACACUGUUGAAGCCAAAGAGUUCGCCAGGCAGUUCCUGGAGCGCCGUGCCAAACAGAAAGCUAACCACCAGAGACAGCAGCAGCAGCUGUCCAAAGAGAUGGCUGGACUAACUAUGAACAACUUUCCUCUGCAGGACACUGUACGAGGAAUGAACCCCAGUGCCCUGCAGUCUAUGUUCCAGGCAGUGCAUUCUGGAAAAGGGGGUGUGGUAUAUGAACACACAGGAAAGCUGAAGAAAAAACAGCCCACGAUGCUACACUCUGACCCAAGCAUCUUAGGGUACUCAUUCCAUGGUGGCCCUGAUCGGUAUGGUCUAAACGAGAUGGAGAUUGUCGAGGAUUACUGAAUCCACAGCAAUAGCAACACGAGGCCUUUAAAUCCGCGGGUCCACCUAAUCAGACACCGCAAAUCGAAUGUGCACUGCUUUGAAGGGGAGGGUUUUGGGGAUAAGCCAGGAGUAAGGUAUCAGUUUGUGGGACGGGUGGGGGGUGGGUAUCGCUGGGAAUACAAGAAUGUAAUUCAACGGGGAAUGGAACAGGUGUGAAUUUAUUUUUGUGUGUUUGGGGGAUGAUAAACUUCUGGCACUUACAGCAUUAAGCACCUUACACUCAAACUAAUGCACUUUAUUAAGAUGUAAUUUGAAUUUUUUUUUUUUUUUUUUUUUUUUUUUUUGAGAGAGAGAAGAUUUACGUGUGUGUGUGUGUAUAUAUACAUAUGUAUGUAUAUGUGGUAUGGCUUCAGAAAUACUACCACAUAUAUAUACUCUGUGUGUGUGUGUGCGUGUGUUGAAUCAGAACUGGAGUUUGUGCUGGUAGUAAAAAAAAAAGGUGGCGAUCGGGGGACCAUUGCGUGUUUCAGUUCAGACAUUAUCAGAAAAACAAAUCCUCUCUUUAAAGAAAAACACUGUUGUUUUGUUUUUUAUAUAAAAAGUUUCUAUAAAAAGGUAAAGCUAUUAAAAAAACUUUGAUUAUAAAACUUGAAGAUUUGCACUCACAUAAAAUGCAAGUUAAAAAGAAAAAAAAAAAAGAAAUGCGUUAGAUAUUAUAGAGAUGAAUAUUUUUGUGAUUGUGUGCCUGUGUGUGUGUGCGUAUACAUGCAUGUUUGUUCGAGGCAGAAUGAGUAAGUCUGUGUGUGUGUGUCUGUGUUUAAAACUGCACAAUGUAUUUUUUUUAAUCGCUUAGAUGUAUGAAUCAAAAGAGGCCGUUUUGUUAUAUUGAGUGAAUUUUCUUUUGUAUUUUAUGAACAGAAUGUGCAGAUGUGAGCGCUCUUAUACAGGGGGAAACUGUAGUACUCCUUGUAAAGUGCAGUAUGUUUGUAUGUGAGUGAGUGAGUGAAUGAGUUAAAAGAAAGGCAGAGAGAGGGGGGCAACGGCACAACACAUCCUCUUUCACCAGCCCUUCAUUCCCCAACAAAGAAAAACCUCUAGAUUCAAACACGAAAGCUUUAGCCCAUUUUACGCCAACCAGCACUCUUAGUUUUCACGGUGAGGAGCGUAAGAGUUUCUUCCUGCCUCUGCUGCCUCAUCGUUGCCUCUGUGAGGAUUAAGAACGCAUCAUUAGCGUCAUUAUUUUGUUUGUGUGUUGUUGAAACUGAAGAGCUCAAUUUGAUCUUCUGUACCUUUAGAAACUGAUUACUUGUGGUACGUGUAUGUAUGUGUGUGUUUCUGUCCCCACGUGUGUGCCUAAGAACUAAAGGGCGAAUGAUUAAACUUCAUUGCUGCCAUUGAGACAUUAUUAUUUUUUAGUGGAGGGGUGUGGCUAUGUAUGUGGCUCCGCCCCCACACACCUCCCAUGCUUUUGAACCAAGAGCUUAGCAUCAUUCUCUGUCAGUUGUAGUGUAGCCUGGGGAUGCUUAGAUGAAAGAAAUGAUUGAUAUUUGGAGGAUGUGACCUAACAUUGCCUUUCUGUCCACUCUCUUUCUAUUGAGUGACUGGAGAUUCUUUUUCUGGCUGAAAAAAACAAAACAAACAAAAAACAAUGGCAUCAAACUGUGCAAGUGCAUGUAGCAGUGCACAAAAUGUUUGUAUAUUUUGUUACUUGUUCAUUAUUGUUAACGAUGACAAUGAUGAUGAUUUUUUUUUCUUUUAUUGUUAUAUAUAUAUAUAUGAAUAUAAACAAAGUGAAAAGUAUUGGACUACAAGGAAGAGCACUUGGGGCUGCUACAUUUUUCUUUAUUUUGAAAUCAAUUUUCCUUGGAUUUUUAGUUGCCACCAUGUGAAGUGCAUUUGUGUACUUUAUUUUCCUUUUAAGAAAACAUUGAAUGUAUUCCAAAAAUGUAACGGUGAAGAUGGAGUUGCUCAACACAGGAUAUUAAUGCGUAAUCAACAGGAGCGAAAUCGAAAAUCGUUUUAUAUUCAUGAUGGCUACCGCAAAAACACUGCCUCUACAAUCCUGUAUGACUAAGAAAAUGAAAACGAAAAAAACAAAAAAGAAAUUCUAUUCCAUACUGGAGUUUUGGUUGUUUACAAACCACACAGACAUUUGUGGGUGCUUUUUUUGUUUCUUUAUUUUUGUAGUGAUUGAAUAUGCGAUUCUGCAUUUUAGAAUCAUUUUGAUUGAGGGGAUUUUAAAGGCAUGACGUCAAACCCUUCCUUUGCAUGUUGAUAAAAGCGCAGCCUAUAUAACUUGCUGACUGAAACAAUCUUGAAUCGCUGGAACGCAACUAAUGGAAUUACAUCAAAGAUUUCUUCAUAUACCUUUGUCUUACGGAGAGGAGGUGUUCAAGAAUCAUAACAAAGGCAACCGUGUUUACCGAGCUGUUCUUUGUUUACCUUUGGCUAAUCUUUCUUUAUAAUUAAAUGGAAAUGACUUGUGAUCAUCAAGACAGAAGAAAUGCUUUAUGUUCCUAGAAAGAAGGCAAAAUGAGACGGCGCAGAUGAUCUCUUGGUACUUCAAUAUGCAUCAUUCAAAUGCUUUAACAUGUUUUCCCCCUUUUCCCCAAUCUUUUUUUUUUGGCUCAUGGAUUAUUUUGUGUUGUGUUGAACAGAAACAAAGAGAUGGAUAUAUCUGUGAUGGAUAUAGAUGAGAAGAACAAAAUAUGUAUGAUUUCAGAUCUGCCAGAUAAUUCCUUGGACAGUGUGAACACUUUAUUUUUAUUUUUUUAUUUUUAUUUUUUUUUGUGCUUUUUCUUCCCUUCUUUUUGAGGGUGGAUGGGGUGUCAUAGCCAUCAUCAUCAUAAAGAUAACAAAGGGACUAGCACUGCCCUGAUACCCUCACUAUGCACUUUUCAUUUGCUCAAAACAGUAAGGAACUUUUGCUCUGGCUUGGAGAGCACUAACAAGAAAGCGAGAUGUCUGUCUACGCAAAUGGAUGUUUCGGCCUAAGAAAAACUUGCAUGAGAGAGUGACUAUUCCCUCUUUCUCCGUAUUGGUGUUGUUUAUUGGGCUGUCUUAGAACUUCACCACAAGAGCUUUACCAUAGACGGAUAAGGGAAAUUUCAGAAUCUUUGGGACUUACAGAUCCUCAGAAUUUUCCCUUGGAGCAUUUUCACUGAACAAUGUUAAUAUUGAAAACUAGAUGAACAGUCUCCAAACUUGGUUACAGUGUGGAGAUUCAGAACAGAUUCAAUCAAAACAGUGUUCUACGUUAUGUUGAAAAGGAUUAACCUGCUUGGUCCAGGGUGCUAGCCAACACAAUGUUUUUGUGGACUUGAUUAUUUCAUUGAUGACUGAAAAAUACUUUUUGGAAAAAGAGGACUAGAGGAAUUUUUUUUUUUUUUUUUUUUUUAAUUGAAGAUAAAGAACCAAUAAGCUCCAUCAGCUUUAACAUCAACUGCUGACUGUAUGGCUGAAGUUCACCUUUGGCUUGAAGUGGUUACAGUGCUACCAGAUCGUCUGUUUGAUCUUUGCUGUUCCAGAUCUUGAGAUGAAGAUGAAGACUCUCCACUGAUUUGUUUUAUGCUUCAUUCAUCUACAUCUUCACUUCAGUGGAAGAUGCCCUUUACACGCCAGUGUUGGGGAUUCCAAACAGCAUGUGGAAUGAUGAAUGCCCAACAAAAACUAAGAGCCUAGAAGGAGAUGGAGGAAUCCAGUUUUCUGGAACCAUGGCAUCCCUCUCCAAGGAGCACUGCGAACUUGGGACAUGUUCUUGUUUCCUUGGUAGGAGGGAGAGAACUGUGAAUACUGGAACAGUCAAACCUGCACAGAAUAGUUCUGUGUGCAGCCAGAGUUACCUUUUCACACAGCACACUCACGUUUUAUCUAAAACACACCCUCAUACACAUACCCAUGAAUGGAUUUGCUAUUGUCAAUUACACACACACUCAACCUUACACUCACUGACAUGGCUGACCCCAGUCCCACCCCACCUGACCCCUGGCUGCCGUGUAUAAAUGUAUAUAAUCCUCUCUUUUUUCUCUUUUGGGUUUGUUUGAUUUUUUUUUUUUUCUUUAAUGACAUGCCUUAAUAGUUCAGUUCUGCCUAUUGAGGCACACUUAAAGAUGGGUGAAUUGAAAAGUGUUAACAGUCAUAGAGACUAGCUCUGUGACAUGAUGCAGUGUGAUUAUUUAAGAAACCCUUGAAACGUGCUUAUGAACCUGCUCUUCACUUAGACUUAAUUUUUAAAACAAUACAAAAGCUCCAUUGUGAGAUCUCAAAAAAAAGAUGCAGUGUAAUUUUCUUGCGCUGGUUGUAACUGAGCUAGUGUUGUAAAUGUAUUUCAGGUAGUACCUUAUGUAGAAGCACUUUUUGCCUUUUAUUUUAAAUACAAAAGUAAUCUGGAUGCAAAGCUGUUCAUUGAUCAGCACUGCUAGAAGUUUCUGACUUUUUGAUUGUGGACAGUGUGGUGUGGAUUCCUAGAUCAGUCGUACUUCGCUUAGAAGCUAUGAUAAUUGCUAGAGGCUUGGUGUUGAUAAUGAGUCGGAGUGCUGAUCUAGAAUCAGCUCCUUACUGUCCAUUUGUAUUUUAUUCAUGUCCGUAUGAAAGACAAAAACUGUUUCAAGGUCCUAAUUUACUAUGAUAUGCUUUUUCAUUCUAUCUGGUAUGACCUCAGAAUAGAGGUUGCUGUUGAGAAAUACUUUACUAACACAUGCUCAAGUGUCAGCUGUUACUGAAUUAAAGAUCUGAAAGGAUGUUAUUUGUUGAUGGAGGCGAUGCUGAUGUCAUUAUCUGAGUUAGGUAUUGCCCUUUAAAGAUGAUAAAUGGUUUAAAGUUGCAGGCCAGAUGAAACAAAUCUGAGAGUUCUAAUAUCUUUUUUGGUAUGCAAGCAUCCAUAUUUUUUUAAAAGUUAGUAAUAAAACAUGAGCAUUUCAUAUUUAUUGAUUCUGUGUGAAAAGCAACAAUACUGUUUUUCUUGAAUCAGGUCCCCUCGUGUGUUCAUGAUAGUUUAUUCAGCAGGAUAACUGAGACCCUAGAUCAGCACUUUUGUUGAGAAGUCUAGUGCAUAAUGAAAGAUCUUUUACAUCAAUAGUCCCCCUUGCUUUCUGCAACUUUGACCUGAGGUGGAUCUUUGAAAUUUCCAGACAUACAACAAUUUAAAAGCGUCAUUAGAAGCAAUUUGGAAAGAUAUAAGGUUUGAAUAUUCAUCAUGUAAAUAGUUUUGGGGGUUUCGGGUUUGUUUGAAGAAAAGAAAAAUAAUAAAUAACUAAGAAUAAAUCA